Messenger RNA from Antechinus flavipes (yellow-footed antechinus), 1110 nucleotides. It is a transcript of the gene GALR3, whose product is annotated as galanin receptor 3. The record is from RefSeq and is a predicted model, not a curated record. Gene Ontology annotation, molecular function: galanin receptor activity. Lineage: Eukaryota; Metazoa; Chordata; Mammalia; Dasyuromorphia; Dasyuridae. The transcript has 2 exons. Gene Ontology annotation, cellular component: membrane. Bases 1 to 1110 code for a protein of 369 amino acids. Gene Ontology annotation, biological process: adenylate cyclase-modulating G protein-coupled receptor signaling pathway; negative regulation of adenylate cyclase activity; neuropeptide signaling pathway.
AUGCCAGACACUUGGAACGUGUCCUCAGAGGGCCCGGGCACCCAAGGGGCUGUGGGCAUCGUGAUCCCGGUGGUCUUCGCCCUCAUCUUCCUCCUGGGCACGGUGGGCAACGGGCUGGUGCUGGCCGGGCUGCUUCGACCCGGGCAGUCCAAGGGCAGCCCCACCGACUUGUUCAUCCUCAACCUGGCCGUGGCUGACCUGUGCUUCCUGGUGUGCUGCGUGCCCUUCCAGGCGGUGAUCUACACCCUGGACAGCUGGCCUUUCGGGACCUUCGCCUGUAAGGCUGUGCACCUCCUCAUCUAUCUCACCAUGUACGCCAGCAGCUUCACGCUGGCCGCCGUCUCCGUGGACAGGUACCUGGCCAUCCGCCACCCUCUGCGCUCGCGCUCCCUGCGGACCUCCCGGAAGGCCUGGGCCGCCAUCGGCCUGAUCUGGCUGCUGGCCCUGCUCUUCUCGGGGCCGUACUUCAGCUAUUACUGGACGGUCCAGUACGGGCGGCUGGUGCUGUGCGUGCCGGGCUGGGAGGACGAGAGUCGCCGGGCCCUGGACCUGGUCACCUUCGCCGUGGGAUACCUGCUGCCCGUGACCGUGGUCAGCCUGGCCUACGCGCGCACCCUGUGCUUCCUGUGGGCGGCCGUGGGCCCCAGGAGCGCGGCCUCGAGGGCCCGGCGCCGCGCCAAAGGCCGGGCCGGCCGCGCCAUGCUGGCUGUGGCCGCCCUCUUCGGCCUCUGCUGGCUGCCCCACCACGUGGUCAUCCUGUCCUUCUGGUUCGGCCACUUCCCCUUCAACUGGGCCACUUACGCCUGCCGCCUGGCGUCCCACUGCCUCUCCUACGCCAACUCCUGCCUCAACCCCCUCGUCUACGCCCUGGCCUCCAAGCACUUCAGGAAGCGCUUCCGCCACCUCUGCCCCCCCUGCUGCCGCCGGCCGCCCCCCCGGGGCCUCCCAGCCCGAGGAUCCGGCCCCGCAAAGGGGGCCAGGGCCCGCCGGCGGGUCCGCGUGGCGUCCCUCAGGCCCGCUCCCCUCCCCAGGAGGGACGCGCGUUCCGAGAUUCCCCAGUCCCUCCACGGGGAGGGCAAAGAGAGGGAGCUGCUUCCCGGGGUCUGCUAG